Molecule: messenger RNA, 1596 nt
Organism: Rotaria sp. Silwood1
Lineage: Eukaryota; Metazoa; Rotifera; Eurotatoria; Philodinida; Philodinidae
Source: the annotation of a GenBank genome assembly
AUGAUUUCUAUUUUUCUUCAUCCUAUUUUUCUUUCAAUAUUUCCUUUAAUAAAUUCAGCAAGUGAUAAUAAUUAUCGUCUUGUAUUUCAUUUAAAUGUUUCCUAUGCUCAAAACUCCUCAUCAAUUGUUCUUAUUAAUAAUCAAAUACCUGGUCCAUUGAUUGAAGCUGAACUAAAUGAUAUUUUAAUAAUUCAUGUUACAAAUUAUUUACCAACCAGUGAAAGAUUAUCAAUACAUUUUCAUGGUAUGCUUGUUCAACAAACUCCACAUAUGGAUGGAGUUUCUUAUAUAACACAAAUGCCAAUAAAAAGUCAACAUUCUUUUACCUAUGUAUUUCGUGCUUAUCCAGCAGGUACACAUUUUUAUCAUUCACAUGCAGGUUUACAAUCUGUUACUGCAUUUGGUUCAUUAAUUGUGCAUGAUCGUCAAAAAUCUUGGAAUAUAUCUGAAGUAUCAUCGGGACCAUUACUUUUUUCUGAUUUAUGGUUUCAACCUGAUCGUCUUCAACAAGAACAUAAUCUAUUAGCAUCACCAUUUAUUUGGCAAGGUGAACCAACAUAUUUAUUCAUAAAUGGAAAACGUGAUUUUGUUUUAACAGUUGAUCCUAAUAAAAAAUAUUUACUAAGAUUAAUUUGUGCAACAUCAUUAUCAACAGUUGUUUUCGGAAUCGAUAAACAUCCGAUGACAGUUGUUGAAGUUGAUGGUACAUUAAUUAAACCAAAAGAUAAUAUUGAAUCAAUUGAACUUUCAUCUGGACAAAGAUAUGCAGUUAUUAUUGAAACAAAAAACCAACUAAAAGGAAUAUAUCUUAUGCAAUUAGCUAUUCGAUGGAGAGCAUCAACUAAUGAUGCAAGUUGUUCAGGUAUAUUACGUUACAGUAUAAUAUCAGAAAUUCCAACAGAUCUAUCUUCUUUUCCAUUUCCAUUAUUAUCAAAUGAAGAACAUUUACGUUUAUUUUCACUUAAUGAUCCUUAUGAAACAUUAUUAGAAACCGAUCAAAUGCCAAGACGAUCAGUUGAUAAAGAAAUAUUUCUGUAUGGUUUCCAAUCUCGUACACCUGAUGGUUUAGGUAUGCGAUGGAUAAUAAAUAAUAGUUCACUAGAUAAAUUACGUUUAAUAAAUUUAACUCAACCAUUAUUAUUAGAUGUUUAUAAUGGUGUUGAAGAUAAUUUACCAAAUGAUGCUAUUUAUUCAAUAAAACAAAAUCAAUUAAUUGAUAUUGUUCUUCAAAAUACUGUUGCAACAAAUGGUGUUUGUGAAUCACAUCCAUUUCAUUUACAUGGUCAUAAAUUUUGGAUACAUUCACAAGGUAGUGGAAUGUAUAAUCCAUCGGAAAAAUUAAAUCCUGAUACGAAUAAUCCCAUUUUACGUGAUACACUAACACUUUAUGCUAGUUCAUAUUCAUAUUUAACACCAAAUCGAACAUCAACUAAUUAUCUAAAACCUUGUGGUUGGAUUAAAUUACGUUUAAUUGCAAACAAUCCUGGUUUAUGGUUGUUACAUUGUCAUAUUGGGUCACAUAUAUUUAUGGGUAUGACUAUUAUAAUAAAAGAGGAUAUUGAACAUUUAGUGAUGAAUUAUAUGGCACAAAAUUAA